AUGUCUGAUAACUUAUCAUACCUCUUGUCAGUCCCUGGUUUCCGACAGUCAAGAUUAUCGUCACUUUAUUCGAGUUUCACCAAGCUAAAGGAUAUAAAUCCUGAAGGAUACCAAGCUAAUUUAACUGCGUGGACUCAUUUGAUACCUCAUCUUAUAAAAGAUAAACGAUUGAAUGUGACUGGUCACUCCCUGAUGUUAUUGGAUUGGACUUCAGUCGUAAGUUCAGUGACCCUCCCUGAUUUGGGACCACCAAAGGAAUUGUUAUUGGUGUUUAAAACCUUAGUUCAAGAUGAAGCCAUUGUACCCUUGAGUUGGUUUAAAUUGAAAGGGUUACAACGUGAUCCUUGGUAUACCAAAUUAACUCUGUGGUUUACACAACCCACGAUUCAAUGGGAGAAAGAGCCAUUUGUCAGUGUCAAUGAAUUGAAGAUCAAAUCACAGAAUGCUUAUCAUGAACAUGUACGGCGUGGAGACAAGAUUCUAUAUAGCAAGCAUGAAUUGUUGGCAUUAUUGAAAGAUUAUGACGUAUCAGAUAUGGAUCUACAUUUGUUACUAGUGCAUUGGUCUAAAGAUUUGGGCUAUUGUGUUGUUGAAGGAGAUUACAUUAAGUUUGGUGAUGGUCCAAUAACUGAAUGGGAGAAAUCAGUUAUUGAUUUAGACCGACAGCACUUGAUAUUGCAGCUGCAAAUUUCAGAUGUUGAAGCCAAAAUUAAAGGAAUUGAUUUUGAUAUUAAACUGAUUGUUAUUGACUAUAAGAAGGAUGAAAUCGUCAAGCUUAAAGUAACCAAUCUUUUGCAUUUGAAACAUUUAUUAAGGAAAUCACUAAGUAAAUAUUUGGAGACUUCCAAGCUGAUCCAAAACUUGCAAACUACUUUAAAAGAAGCGUCUACAAAUUUGGAUUUGGUAUCCAUAUUAGAAACUUCAAACAAAGCAUUGAAAAGCUUAAAUAGUCAUGUGGAUUUAAAGAGAUUGGCGGAUUUAAAGGAUGAUGUGGAGGAAAAUAUCGAUAGGUCCAAUCAAAUUUCAGAAAUCAUGAUGAAUAUGACAGAACCAAAUGAUGAUCAAGAAAUUGAAGAUGAGCUACAGAAUUUAGUCGAUGAACAAGAAGCCAUCGAGAAGAAGAAACAAGAUGAAGCAAUUGAAAGACUUGGAAAGUUGACUUUAAAUGGCGUUGGAGAUGUUAACGACAUUAAUGAAACUAACGAGGAUAAAGACGACAUUGUCACUACUAACAACUCUACUCAAUUACUAACAGAAUUAUAG
This is a messenger RNA of Lizanozyma spartinae, 1263 nucleotides long. RefSeq lists its product as uncharacterized. The coding region runs from base 1 to 1263 and encodes 420 amino acids. The record is from RefSeq and is a predicted model, not a curated record. The transcript has a single exon. NCBI's taxonomy places the organism in Eukaryota, Fungi, Ascomycota, Pichiomycetes, Serinales, Debaryomycetaceae. Gene Ontology annotation, biological process: vacuolar transport.